Molecule: messenger RNA, 561 nt
Organism: Volvox carteri f. nagariensis
Lineage: Eukaryota; Viridiplantae; Chlorophyta; Chlorophyceae; Chlamydomonadales; Volvocaceae
Exons: 5
Coding region: 1-561 (186 amino acids)
Source: RefSeq, a predicted model, not a curated record
AUGCACACUGAGGACUACAAGAGGAGAACUCGUCGCUAUCGUUUGAGAUAUGAUAGAUACCGGAAGGUUGCGAGUGCGACACACCGCGCUCCAUACCUCCACAUCAGGAGCCGCAGAGCAAGCAAAGAGGGAAUGAGGCUUUCGCGUCAGCAUAACUACUAUCAGAAUAUCCAAAAUGCCUGUCCAAGCCCAGCAAAAUCCAAACCAAGCAGCCAUAAUUACACUGCCACAGAUGGGUUUUCUCCUUUCAAUCCUGGCCUGCGGGUCCAUGAGAUGUCCAAGUCGCAACCACCACCAUCAUCAUCAUCAUCAUCAUCAUCAUCAUCAUCAUCAUCAUCAUCAUCAUCAUCAUCAUCAUCAUCAUCAUCAUCAUCAUCAUCAUCAUCAUCAUCAUCAUCAUCAUCAUCAUCAUCAUCAUCAUCAUCAUCAUCAUCAUCAUCAUCAUCAUCAUCAUCAUCAUCAUCAUCAUCAUCAUCAUCAUCAUCAUCAUCAUCAUCAUCAUCAUCAUCAUCAUCAUCAUCAUCAUCAUCAUCAUCAUCACCACUACGACAGUCACUCUAG